CUGCCGUUGCCGCCAGCAUGGCUGAAUUAGGGCAGGAGGUCGUCCACUUGGUGUGGGGCAAGAAGCCCGGCUCGCAGGGCCUUGCAGAUACCAUCUUCUGCCGCUGGGCACAAGGGUUUGUGUUCAGUGAAUCAGAAUCUACUGCAUUAGAACAAUUUGAAGGAGGCCCUUGUGCUGUGAUUGCACCCAUUCAGGCAUUCCUUCUGAAGAAGCUUUUUACUUGUGAGAAAUCUACUUGGAGACAAUGUCAAGAGGAAGAACAGAAGAAUCUUCUUUGUCAUACAUUAAGUGAUAUUUUGGAACUGGCUUGCUCUGAUCAUUCAGAAUCAUACUGUUUGGCAACAUGGCAAAGAGGAAAGACUACAGAAGAAACUGCUAGUAUUUCUGAGACCCCAGCUGAGUCCAGCCACCAAGAGGAGCAGCCCUCUGCCUUGGCUGUCGAAGAGCUUGGCUUUGAGCGAUUUCAUGCAUUAAUUCACAAGCAAUCAUUCACAAGCUUUCCUGAUUUUAAAGAUGCAGUUUGGAAUCAGUAUUCAGUCUGGACAAACAAAUUUGGCGUGUUGCUUUUUUUGUAUUCUGUGAUACUCACCAAGGGUAUUGAAAAUAUUAAAAAUGAAAUUGAAGAUUCAACUGAGCCAUUGAUAGAUCCUGUAUAUGGUCAUGGAAGCCAAAGCUUAAUUAAUCUCCUGUUGACGGGGCAUGCAGUAUCUAACGUCUGGGAUGGAGACAGGGAAUGCUCAGGAAUGAAACUUCUUGGAAUACAUAAACAGGCAACAGUUGGUUUUCUGACACUUAUGGAAUCUCUAAGAUACUGUAAGGUUGGCUCCUAUUUGAAGUCCCCAAAGUUCCCUAUUUGGAUACUUGGCAGUGAAACUCAUCUCACAGUCUUCUUUGCCAAGGAUUUGGCUCUUGUUGCUCCCGAAGCUCCCUCAGAACAAGCCAGACGAGUCUUUCAAACAUACGACCCUGAAGAUAAUGGUUUUAUACCAGAUACUCUUUUAGAAGAUGUAAUGAAGGCUUUGGACCUUGUAUCAGAUCCUGAAUAUGUAAAUCUCAUGAAGACAAAAUUGGAUCCAGAAGGACUAGGAAUCAUAUUACUAGGCCCUUUUCUCCAAGAAUUUUUCCCUGAACAGGACUCGAAGGUACAAGAAUCAUUCACUGUAUACCACUACAAUGGGUUGAAGCAAUCAAAUUAUAACGAAAAGGUCAUGUACGUUGAAGGUACAGCGGUGAUUAUGGGCUUUGAAGACCCCAUGCUACAGACUGAUGAUACACCAAUCAAGCGUUGUUUGCAGACGAAAUGGCCAUACAUAGAAUUACUCUGGACUACAGAUAGAUCCCCUUCAUUAAAUUGAUGUUGAGAGGAGACUUUGUUCUAAUAAUAUCCAAUGUUUUGAUUGAGGGUGGAGUAGGCAGCUGCCUAUAGUUAAAAAACAAGCAAAAUAUACUUUGUGUGGCUAUACACUGGUGUCACUGAGAAACUGUAAAUAAACACUUUUUCAGUGUUAAUUAGAAUAUUUAAUUUUUUUUAACAAUUUGAUUGAUUUGUAUUAUACCAACUAGUUCCUCUUUGGCCAUUAUAGUACAAUUAAAAUAUGAGCUCUUACCCAGAAGCCUCCUUGUUCAGCCUAAAAAGAACCUGAAAGUGGUCUAGUAGUGCAGUAUCUGCAUAUUAGAUUAAAUUUGUCUUAAAUAUCAUAGUAUUCAUUUGUUUACACUCUUGUUUGGCCAUAUGUUUUACUGCCUUAGAGCGCAACCCAUGUUGGAGUUUCCGCAUACAAGUCCCACUGAAAUGAAAGAGGGCUGUGCAAGAACACAGCUCUCAUAGAAUUCCCAUUCAUUUCACUGGGGUUUGUGCAUACAAACUGCCUGGUGCAUUGUGGCCUACACUACAGUAUCAUAGCUUAGGGACUAGAUCGGCAUCUGCACUGAAUAAGUUUGAAUUAGAUAAAUUUCUGCUGUUUUUCUCUGACCUUGAUCUACAUGGCUAUGUGCAAAUGGAGCAAAAAUUAUGAUUUUUUUUAAAAAAAGAAUAUGGCUAACUAUAAAUAAUAAAUGUUAUUUAUUGGUGGUUAUAUUGUUCCCAGGGUUUACCAAAUGGGCACAUUGAAAGUAAAAGCAGGAUUUAAAAAUAUAAAAUAUGAAUAUUCAAAGUUGUAUAAAGGAAAUGUAGGGGGGGAAUAACAGCGAAGAGAAUUUAUGCUAUGAUUUUUGAAGCUGUUGAUAUUAUUAUUGCCAAAUACCUCUUCUCAAUAUGUCCUAACAAAAACAUAUGCCAGCACUAUUGUAUGUGUUACAUGCAUGAAAACAUCUGUUAUUCAAGUAGUAUAGUCCAUUAUUUAUUAUCUAGUAAGGCCUAAAUAAAAAA
This is a messenger RNA of Elgaria multicarinata webbii, 2368 nucleotides long. RefSeq names its product MINDY lysine 48 deubiquitinase 3 (gene MINDY3). The coding region runs from base 18 to 1355 and encodes 445 amino acids. The record is from RefSeq and is a predicted model, not a curated record. Gene Ontology annotation, biological process: protein K48-linked deubiquitination. NCBI's taxonomy places the organism in Eukaryota, Metazoa, Chordata, Lepidosauria, Squamata, Anguidae. The transcript is spliced from 15 exons. Gene Ontology annotation, molecular function: cysteine-type deubiquitinase activity; K48-linked deubiquitinase activity.